Molecule: messenger RNA, 2469 nt
Organism: Fusarium sp. VM40
Lineage: Eukaryota; Fungi; Ascomycota; Sordariomycetes; Hypocreales; Nectriaceae
Source: the annotation of a GenBank genome assembly
AUGCCGGCUACCGAUCGCGGCAGGGUAAACACACAACCCGCGCCUCAGGCAGAGAUGGGAAACUCGAGAAGGACCUCCAUGGAUGAUUUGAGCCUCGUAGCUAACUUCCCCACGGGACGGCGAGAUGAUUCCAGGUCUCCGCCCAAGCAAGCUUUCCACAACGAUCCUCGAGGGAGAGACACUCGCUAUCGGGACGACGAUAUGGACUACGACAAUGAUUACGACUACGAUCACGACUACGAUGACCGAUCUGGUCGCUACGAAGAUGGAUACUCAACAAGAGGUGGCGCAUCUCGAGAAUCGCGCCCUAACGCUCGCGACGAACAUGACUAUCGAGGCAUGUAUGAUGACGGCUAUGUCGACAAUAGCGACCGAGGGAGACAGCGAUACGAGGACGACAAUCAUCGGAGUGGCAGACGAAAGUACCGCGAUGGUGAUGACCCGCGAUCUCAAUCUCCAUCUGGAAGCUAUCAUAACCGCGGCCGCUCCGACAGCCCUACACGAGAAGCCGGCAAGCCUAGCGACACCAUCAUCCUUGAAGGUCUACCGUUCAGUAUAUCGUCGAAUGAGCUCCGAGACAGUAUUCUAAGCAACCCAGUUGCCGCCGAAGUUCCUUCAAUCGACGUGCGCAUUUCCGCUUCCAAGGGCAAUCGCAGAGCGUUUGUGCAGUUCCAGGAAGUUGAUCAUGCUGUUGCUUUUAUGAGAGAACAUUAUCCCAAGUUUCUUGUUGAGAUGUCGCACUAUACUGAUGACGUCCCAGAAGGGAAGUUUGAUGCGUACAUCCACUACGCUCGAAGUCGAGAUGCUCGCGACGACACCGAUGCCCGAGGUGUCACAGGUAGUAACUGGACAUGUCCUACAUGCGACUUUUCGAACUACUCUACACGCAUCAAGUGCAAGAUCUGUGGUGGUCCCCAGGCUGCUCCAGCAUGGCAGUUGAGCCUCACAGGCAUAGCAGAUGCUUCGGAUGUACCGGCGCAAAUCCUUGUUGUUUAUCCAUUGGCAUCAUUUGUGACCGAGGACAUGCUAGCCAGCGAUAUGAAGCGGCUGGAGCUUGUGAAGCCGGACAACAACAAGGACACCUCCAGUGGAGCACCAAAACUGAAGUCUACAGCGCCGACUGGUGAUACCACAGGUUACGGCGCCCGACCCGGAUCCCUACACCGAGUCUUUCUCAUGCGCGAUGCCAACACGAACGAAUCCUUUCAGUACGGAUUUGCCGAAUUUUGGACGGUGGAAGACGCAACAGUUGCUCUGUCCAAAUUCUACAAAUCCCGGUCGUUCACGGUCGCGACUUGUCCAGUGACGGUAUCAAGUACUCACAUGGGUGUUUUCUUGCCUGAAGAAAGAGAAGUUACACCAGAGACUGAACACAUGUCGUUCCAUCCUCUGUUCAACCCAGACCUUCGUGUCCGCUAUCGCGACUACCACGUUUAUCCCUCCCAGCAGAUAGUCACUGAACAGCCGCCAGAAGGCGACGCAGCCUCAAAAACAGCUGAGGAAGAAGCGAAGAAGUCAAAGAAGCGGAAGGCAGAAGGAAAUCUGGCUGCAGCCUCCACAAAGAAGUCUGUGCCGAUUAUGGCAGGCCAGAUGGCCAUGUGGCAGCGAAAGAGGGAUGAGCUUCGGGUUGAGAAAGAGGCCAGGCCGGCGAGACAAAACAAGGCCGAGUUCAGCGACGUGAACCGAACGCCACUACGUAUAAAUCUUGCAGGGUCUGGAGUAGAUGCACCCAGACCUCAGAACGCCAUCAAGAUUUCCAUAUCCGGAUCAAAGCUUGGAGCCCCUGAACCCAUGGCCCCCAACAAGCAGGCUUCGCCUGAGGAAGCAGACACGCCUGGUAGCAUCGCGCGCUCGGUAUCUGUUUCCGCAGACGCACCUGUUUCUUACGUCGAUCGCGAUCGGUUAAUGUGUCUAAUCUGUAUGCGCAAGUACAAGUCGGUUGAUGAAGUCAAUAUCCACGAGAAAUCCCUGAACCACAAGACUGCGACGGAGAACGAGGAGCAAGUCAAAGCUGCACUGCCCAGGCUAGCAGCACGCGACAAGAGACUUCAGAAGCAGGUCCAGGAGAACCCAGAUUCUGCGGCUGCAUCUCAGUAUCGUGAUCGCGCAAAGGAGAGGCGAGCUGCGUUCAAUCAACCUACCAAGCCUACGACCGCUCCACAGGGGAAACCGAAAUCAACCCCAAAGGCGGAAGAGGCUGCACCGGCCGCGAAGCCUGCUCAAUCCAAAGGAGCGGGUAUGUUGGCAAAGAUGGGUUGGUCUACUGGCGCUGGUCUAGGAGCCAACAGAGAUGGACGUACCGAGGUAAUCGAGACAAAUGCCUACCAAGAAGGCGUUGGACUAGGCGCAGAGGGUGGCAAUCUUGGUGAUGCAGCGCAGUUGGCUGAGCGCAAGACCAAGAACACCUAUGCCGAUUACGUGAACACUGUGCAGGAUAAGGCACGGGAGCGGUAUAACAAGCUGGGGUAA